This is a messenger RNA of Physella acuta, 6924 nucleotides long. RefSeq names its product irregular chiasm C-roughest protein. Gene Ontology annotation, molecular function: cell adhesion molecule binding. The record is from RefSeq and is a predicted model, not a curated record. Gene Ontology annotation, biological process: cell-cell adhesion. Lineage: Eukaryota; Metazoa; Mollusca; Gastropoda; Physidae. Gene Ontology annotation, cellular component: plasma membrane; cell-cell junction.
CUCAAACUUUAUCUGUGACAUUAUUAAACAGUGAAGACAUUUAUUUCGGAGUUGUGAAAAUACAAUUUCUCAAGGAUUAUCAAGGGGCGAUAAUCAAGAAGAGAUAAUAAACGAGAACACAAGUGGGAUAGCGAGGAAGAUAUAAUAAAAGGAGAUAGCCAAGGAAAGAUAAACAGGAGAAGAUAAUCUUUAUUCGUAUAUAACGGUGAUGAUAAGGCACUGAAUCACGUGAUCUAAAGUUGUAACAACAUGGAGGCUGACGAUCCAAGAUUCAACCAACGGCCUCGUCACCACCACCACCAGCAGCAGCAACACUCGCUACAGCAACAUCCUCUGCUACAACGUCAUCAACCAUCUCAGGAAAGACCUCAACGACCCCGCCAACGGCUAUGCCAACGUCACGGCGGCCAUUUUGUUGAGGUCCAUCCCAGGCAGCAGAAGGUCUCACAACAUCGAAAAAAUGUCCAGCAAAGACAUUUUGUGGACUGGACAUUCUCGAACACUUGUCGAGCUUUGAGGGAAUACGCCUUUUGUGUUUUUAUUAUAUUCAGUGGACUGGUGUUCAGUGGAGCCGAGUGCCGCAUGAGGUUUCUAGUCCACCCCAGCAACGCCUCAGUGGCCGAGCAGGUCGACUUCGUCUUCAACUGCACCAUCACCGAACUGGACGGCGAUGUCCAGUGGACCAAAGGCGGAUUUGGUCUCGGUAUUGACCGGGAACUGGAAGGUUUUGAGAGAUACUCGAUGGUCGGCUCUGAACGCAGGGGGGAGUAUAAUCUCCUAAUACGCAAUGUUUCAAUUGAUGAUGAAGACAGAUAUGAGUGUCAAGUCUCAACUUCAAAUAGAUAUCCACAAGGAUUGCGGAGCUCUCCUGUGUAUUUGACUGUUGUUGUGAAUCCUGAGAGGGUGUACAUUGUACGAGAAGCAGCGGUUGAAACUGUUGCAGUAAUUGUUAACAAACCAACCAAUAUUAUAUGCAGAGCUGAAAAAGGAAAACCUGCAGCGCACAUAUCAUGGCAUCUGAAUGGAGAAAGAAUUACAAAUGGUGUGCACACAACAACAGAGCCAAACGGAAAAUACCUGAACACCAUAAGUGUCUUGACAUUCAAUGCAACAUUAACAGAUACUUCAAAGAAGGUUGAGUGUCAGGCCAUGACAGAAUUUAUGCACAGCCCAAUGAAAGAUAAAGCUAUUCUUGAAGUUCAGUAUCCCCCAACACUACAAUUAAAAACCAAUAUAUCAGAAAGAAACAUCAAGGAACAUGACUACGUCUCAUUUGAAUGUUCUGGCAAUGCUCAUCCAUCUCUAGUUGUGUACAAGUGGUAUUUUAAUGAUAAGCCGAUUCCUGAUAGCAAUUUCAAGUUCCACCAUAUCCAAGACAUCUCACCUGAUUAUAAUGGUAAAAAAAUAUCUUGUGAGGCAACCAACUCAGUCGGCACAACUCGGAUAGACAAACUUCUCAAUGUGGAAUUUGGUCCACGUAUUGAAAGCUUAACAGAAGUUGUGGGAGCAGAUUUGGGCGGAACUGCUGUCCUGACCUGUGAGGUGAGAGGAAACCCUGAGCCUAGCAUUAUCUGGAGGCGCAAAGACAGAGUCACGCAUGCCUCACGCACCCUUGUGACCAAAAGCACAUUUCACAUCAGCAAUGUGACAAACCACACAUUUGGCUGGUAUGUUUGUAUUGGAUCUGUGAUUGGCUUCCCCGAUACGAGCAGAGAGGUCAUGCUCCUAAAAAAUGACAAACCUGAUAUGAAAAGUGAAAAACAACAGAUGGGAACAGAAGGGGAAAGAGGGAAACUGGAGUGCAUUGCUCAGUCCAUACCCAAACCCAUCUCCAUUGUCUGGUCAAAGGGAGGCAAACCAAUACAUUAUCCCUCAUCAGGGAGGUUCUCUAAGGAAGAUAAAGAUUUGACAUAUGGUGUCAAGAGCACUCUCCACAUUCAUGGGAUAAAAAACGAGGACUUUGGUUAUUUUAACUGCACUGUGGAAAACAAUUAUGGCAUUGCUACUGAGCAAAUUGAGCUUGUUGAGAAACAUAUUCUACCCAUCACCUACAUCAUUAUUGGAAUCAUUGGAGGCCUGGCUUUAAUCUUCGUGACAGCGCUGGUCUGUGUUCUGUACAGGAAAUGCAAGAAAGAGGACCAAGACCUGACCAAGAAGACUAGCUCUGAGUUUGGUGGCAGUGAAAACGUGCUGCCAGCGCCUGGCUUGACCAACCACUCUAACACCACCAACAGCCCUAGGCUACUCUUGUCUACAUCAGAGAAGCUGAAAGCCACUCCUGCUGCUCCAGGUUCCUACACAGACACAGACAGCUCUUCAGAGAAGAAGAGAGAAAAGGCUGACUCUCCCCACACGCUCAUGGGACAGUUCAGACAAGAAUACAGGUUUUCUGCUGACUAUGAUGACAUGCCAUACAAGACAGCUAACGUGGAGGGUAAAAAUGACAACCAUUCCCUCUUAGCUUGGGCCACUUGUCGAAGAUGGAGACAGGAGUGUCAAGUAAAGGGAAACAACAAUGGUUAUGGUUUCAUUGAGCCUUGUGAAACCUACUCAGAUAACCAAAUCUAUGAUGGAGAAUAUGUCAGGAGAGGGGAGGAUCUUGUACCUGACAGACUGGACCCAAUGUACAGCUCUAGCACUGGCUAUAGUAUGAGCAGUUUUAGGGGAAACUACUACGAAACAACACCACCUCCAACUAUGACUCGCUUAACUCCCCUCCAUAUGAGUAACAAUAAGUUGGCGACAGAUGUAUAGGAUUGUAUAUAACCAACACUUGCUUCAUGUUGAUUCUGUUAUUUUGAAAUUCCUUUUUUUUUCAUGAUUACAGUGCUUCAAGUGUAGGAAGUAUUUGAAGUUUCAGCAUCAAAUCAUAUGAGAUAUCAGGUUUUGUGUUAAUAUUUGUGAGAUUCAAGUGUUAAUUUAUAAAAAAGUAUUUCAAACUUCUUAUGGAAGCAUAGAAGACAAGUGCAUCAUUUAUAAUGAUUUAUAGGAUUUUCCAUCAGUGCGUAUACUUGCAUGUUUAGUCUUUUUUCAUAAUGGAUUAAACAAAUUCUGUGGAUUUUUCUCAUAGUGGGGAGCCAGCAAAAGAACUUGAUUAUACCAUAGUGUGACAUACAUUUUAUAGAAGGCUGAACUUACUUUGUGUAAGGGAAUGAGAAAUAAUUAAAGAAAAGCAAGACAUGCUGGAUAUGCAUGGAGUUAAAGCAUUUAUCCACUGGUGUAAAAAAAACUUUUGUUUUAUUCAUGUUUUAGCUCAGUUGCUGUGUGUAGAAAUCAAGUGAGUGAUAAUUUAUUUUAUUUUGAACCCGCUGGGAUUCUGAUGUGAUGGAUUUAAAAAAAGCUUUGUAUCUAUCAGGAGGUGAUAUCCCUUUGAUGGAACUACAAUAAUUUUUUAAAAUCAAUGUGGAGGUAAUCUCCCUUUAAUGAAUCUACAAUAAUCUUAAGGAAUGACAGAAACAUCAGAGGUGUAUGACAUUUUGGAAAAAUAACAUCACAUCUGCUGCUUCAGGUUAAGACCAUUCAAUGGAGUGUGUGAUGUAUUUGUUGUAAGCACUUCCCUGUUAACUAGCUAAUUAAGAUGAAGAAAAGUAUAUGGGAUUACCUACAUUUUUUAAUUAUCUUCUAUAGCUUUUUUUUAUAAUGUAUGCCUAGCAAGCACUUAUCAUUUUAUUGUCCACAAACUUUUGAGUUCCUUCUACUGUCAUAAUAAAAUAUAUAUUUUCUUUCCCCCAAUAAUCUUUCAUGUUUGAUUAGAAUGUUUUCAUCUCAUUCUUCAUUAAACCCUAACCCACCUUCUGUCAUAGAGUAAAUCAUUCUGACUGUACAUUGAAUGGAUGGCGUACGGAUAAAUGAAAACUUUGAGAUAUGUCAAGUCUUGGACCCUGUGAAUGUAUUUCCAUAAUGGUAUUAGUAAGAAAGUUUGGUUUGUAAAAUUUAGAAAAUCUGCAUUUUUAAUGAAAUGUAUGUUUAUAUUUAUUAUAAUCUGUAAAUUUGCCUGAUGAAAACAAUGCACGCUAUUGAUCAAUGUUCUUUUGUCUUAGCAUUUUUUUAAAUAUCAUUUUAAUAGACAACAACUUUUAUUAAAGGAUUAAGUUUGAAAAAUUCUUUAGAAUCUUUUUUGACAUCUUUUUUUCUAAAAUUAAGUACAAAUGACUGUUUUGUAAUUUAUAUUAUGACAUGGUAAAGCUCUUCCCUAAGUGUUUUUAAAUAAAAAUGUGUACAAUAGGUAAACAUUAGUACUUAAAUAGUAUAUAUCUUAAAUGGCAAAUUAUUGUCAAAGUGAAAACGUGCUGUGUCAUGAACCAUUAUUUAUUGUUUUAUUUAUUGUUCACAAAAAUAACAAUUGCUGUGGAAUUAUUUAAGUAGAAUGUGCAUGAUUUUUAUAUUUCAUUUAAAGUUUGUAGUACAUGGGUAUUGUAUAUUUACAUAAUGUAACAUUGUUUUUCACUGUGAAUAUAGCCUAAUUAUUUCUUCAAUUUUACAAAAUUUGUAAUUUUGUUUAGUUAAUGUGAGAAGCAGUUGCUAGGUUUGUGUACUCAGCAGAAUGGAUGUUUCAGCUUGUUUAAUUAUAACUUUAAAUAGAACUGAAGUUCAACAUUUGACUAUAUUAUUACUUUAAAUAUAAAGUGGAAUGUUUGACUGUAUUAUUUUUUUAAAUAUAAGUGAAGUUCAACAUUUGACUAUAUUAUUACUUCAAAUAUAAACUUAAAAGUUUGACUGUAUUAUUACUUUAAAUAUUAAUUUAAAAGUUUGUAUUAUUAUUUGAAGUAGAAAUGAGGUUAAAAGUUUGACUGUACUUUGUGGAAAGUGUUUAGGUUUUCUCCUGUACAGUUUGUAUAUAUCCCAGUGUUCACUGCUUGGUUAGUUUAUUGAUGAAUCGCUUCAUUGAAUAGCCUUUGGUACUACACAACCCUGUGACUUAGUGUUACAUGGGCUUAACAAUGCUGAAUGGUGAUUGUAAAAGAUUUUUUUUUUAGAAUUUCAAAUCAUGGACUUGAGCUAUGUUUAUGUAUAUAAAUAAUGAAUUAUUGCAAAGCAAUAUAAAUCAUAUUUGUGUGGGUUGUGAUAUGCAAGGUAUUUAAUAACUGUUAAAUUUAUGUGAGAAUUCUUCACUCCUCAUUGGAUUGUUAUUGUGAGAAUUUAGCAUAUUUUAAGUGGAAUCAGAUUGCUUUCAAGAUCAUUUCGUUUGUUUCAGUUUUUAUUUUUUCACCAUGUUGCUUCAUGUACCAGAUGGGUUUGGCCUUGGAGUUAAUUAUUUUCAUCAGUUAAAAAACUUUUUAUGUUAGUCUACUUAAGUGUUGAUCACACAUCUGCAGAACAAAAACCAACACAUUUAUUAUUGUAAUAGAAGUGAUGUUCAGAAUCAACCAAACAGUAUUUUUUUUUAUCAUAAACAUGUACUAAACUGUAAGAUUCUGUUCAAAUUUAAAAUGACUCGUGGUUUAAAAUAUUUGAUUUUAAUAAUUAAAUAAUGACAUUAUUAACGUAAGAAGAAAAUCAGUCAUUUCUCAACAAUAUACCUUAAAAUUAUAACAGAUUUGUGAAUAGGCCAACUUAUAUUAAAUAGGAAAACAAAACACCUAGGUGUGUGUUCUGUUUGGUGUAUCUAGUUGUUCAACAUAUCCAUUUUGUUCUGUCAUCUGUUUUGUUCUAUAGGACAUUUCCAUUCAUUGCCAAGUGUGAGAAUGAAUUCCAUUUGUUUUAUUUUGGAGAUCAUACACAUCAAUAAUUAGUUGAGCAUAAUGAUUGAAUUAUUUAUUUGUUGUAUAUUUGAUGUAGGAUUAUCUUACAUAACACAUUGUAUCUAAGUGUGUGUUUAAACUGUUUUAUACAAAUUUUUUUUUUAGUUUUUUUUUAAUGUUGCGUACUACAAUUUUUGUGUAUAAUUAUGUGGCAUUUGGUUAUUUAUUCAUAUAGUGCUAUCACUUUAUAGUAACAUUCAAAUUUACAUCAACAAAGACUACUUAACAAGCAGUUAAUUAUUAAAAAAACACUUGUUUCUUGUGUAUUUUUUAUACAACUUUGGAAAAAGAUGAAAACAAAUGUGGAACGGGUUUUUAUAAAUUUAUUUAACAUCAGUCAAGCAUUGAAAUUAAUUUCAUAUUAAAAAAAUUUCUGAGAAAAUAAUACUACUAUUGACCUAGGUUACGGUUAAUUUCAAUCAUUUAUUUAUUUUUAUUCAUUUGCUGUUUUCUUAAAUUGAAUAUGCAAUCCCUGUGGUCCAAAUGGUAAUACAGUAUUACAUUCAACCCAGCAUUAAAAGGUAUAAACAGGGCUCAAGCUUAAAAGUAGAGGAUUAAACAUUUUUGUAUUGUUUCUAAAAGCUUAUUUGCAAUUAUUGUGGUGUGUUUUUACUUUAUUUAAUAAGUUUAAGUACAUUUGCUGAACUAAGAUUGGUUUAUCCAUAACAAAACAGUCUUGCAACUUUAAAAAAAAAUUAUUUAUUUUCUUUAAAUAAAAGACAUUGGUUAUUUUUUAAAAUAAUUUAUCAUCAUCAUGUAACUACUAGAAUAUGACUUGUAGAAUAAAUAAUAUUAAUUUAAAAAAAUAAUCUUGUGAUUUUUCAUCUUUAAACAAAUUUUAUCAAUCACCCUUUUACCCUACUCACUCCCUACAUGUUCUCAUUUUUUUUUUCUUCAAAAUAGUUUAAUGCAAACUGACCAAAGUGCCAAGCACUGAACUUAAUUUCUCUUAGCUCGGAUAUGUCCUUAACCCUUGUAUUAUUAAAUAGAUUAACCUUGUAAAUCUCUCUAUGCUCAUUAUUAAUUGAUAAACUGUGUGAUUGGCUGAAUGAGGAAAUUGAGUGUUUCUGUAUUCUGAUAAUUAUAUUGUAACCAGGCAUCUGUCAUUUCUUUCAGGUUUUUAAAAAUUGUUUUAAUCACAACACACCUGCCAUAAAUCAAUAAUAAAAUAUGUUUGAAGUUA